Molecule: messenger RNA, 2505 nt
Organism: Physella acuta
Lineage: Eukaryota; Metazoa; Mollusca; Gastropoda; Physidae
Product: PC-esterase domain-containing protein 1B
Source: RefSeq, a predicted model, not a curated record
UGAUAGGCUAGCCUAGUUAACAAAUCCUGUGCCGAAGUUAAAAUGUUUUCGCGCUGAAAGUGUAAUUUUGUAGUUGUAGUAUCAGGAUCUAGAAAAAUUCUAGAUUAAGUAAUUGUAACUUAAUUGAUUUAUAGUUUCUUUAGAAACAGAAGAAAAUUGGAAACAGUUUUAAAGUACUUGAAGUUUUUAUGCAUAAUUUGGAUUACUCUAAAUUGGAAUGGAAGUUUUUCUUAACUGUGAUGUAACCCAAAUCUUAAGGAAUAAAUUUGUUGUAAUAAUUGGAGAUUCCAUCCAGCGAGGGAUCUACAAAGAUCUUGUGCUGUUGCUCCAAAGUGAUAGAUAUCUGACUCAAAAAGAGCUGCGGUCCAAGGGAGAAUUCAGUUUCCUCAAUGAUGAGCUCAUAGAGGGUGGACAGAAGGGGACUAUGUCAAAUGGCAUCAGCUACAAGGAAGUGCGAGAGUAUGUCACAAAUGUGCAUCUGGUUAGGUUUUACUUUGUGACCAGAUGCUACAACAGUUAUGUUGAAACACUUCUCAAAGACCUGGCUAAGGAUAAAUUAGGCCAGCCAGAUAUCAUCAUACUCAAUUCUUGCCUUUGGGACAUAUCCAGGUAUGGACCAGACUCUUUCAUGGAUUACAAGGAGAACUUGGUCAAACUUUUUGAACUGUUCUCUGAUUAUUUUUCAAAGCAAUGUCUCAUCAUCUGGAAUACAGCGCUGCCCAUUUCUAGUAAAGCUAGAGGGGGCUUCCUGGUACCAGAAAUUGAGUUUAUGAGCUCAUCCUUGAGAAUGGAUAUUUUGGAGGCUAAUUUUUUUGCAGGAAAGCUUGCUACUCAACAUGGCUUUGAUGUUCUUGACCUUCACUUUUACCUGAGGCAUCACCUGGACAGGCAGGUGAAAGAUGGAGUACACUGGGACCACUUAGCUCACCGCCACAUCUCCAACCUCCUCCUGAGUCACAUAUGUGAAGCCUGGAUGAUCACCAUGCCAGCCAACAGACCAGCUUAUUUUGGUAGCUACGGCUCAGUCAACUGCAGGAAUGGCUUCUACCAACAGUUCCCAACAACCACACCCACAUUUACAGAUUGUACUUAUGACAAUAACUUUAACACAGGAUUCAAUGUAUCAGUGCCCAUUGUCAAUAAUGGUGACUGGUUGAAUCAUCAGUACUACCAGUGGCAGCCCUAUGAACAAAACUCAACGGCUGGAGCAACCUAUGCAGAGUCAACCUCACGCCGUAAACCUUACCACAGAAACAGACGGUAAACAAUUUGUGGUUUUUACAUUUUAAAGUGGAUGUUUUAUUGAACUUUCCAGAAAUCUGCUUUACAAUCAGGACAGUUGAUUCACAAGUCUUGUAUAAUUACAUUUUUUAAAUGAUAAAUCAAAACUUUACUUUUGGUUAUGGCACAGGUAUCUUUAAUUUUUAAGAAUUAGAAGUCCAUUUACACUUCUUUUAUGAGCUUUUUCUUGUUUGACUUAACUUAAGGAUACAAUCAUUCUGAUCCAAUUAUAAAUCACCGUGUGACCAACAAAAGUUUUGGUUCUAACAAAUAAGCAGUUAGUGUACCCUGGUGAUAGUUUAGUUUUAUGUUUCUUAACUAGUAAACAAAACUAAAAAUGUGUUAUGUAAAUUUUGUUUUUUUAUACGGGUGCAUUAAUUAUGUAACUGUUGAUAUGUAAUUUAUUUUUGUUUAUGUUAACAGGCCAAAUAGCCUAAGUCAUUUUUUUAAAACUUCAUAAUUUUGUAGUUUUUUUUAUAUUUAUAUAUGUACAUAAAUUUUUUGAUAAUGAAAAUUGAUAAAUGUUUUGUUUUAUCCUAUGUUUUCUUCUGAAGGUUUUUGGCUAUUUACUCUCGGUUAAAAAUAAAUAGAAUACCCGUAACUUUUUUUUAAUGUAUGAAAUUUGCAUAAAAACAAAAGAAUAGGUAAUACAGUAGUGGAACUUGUAUAGUGUCUAGAGAUUUACAGUUUAAAAUUAACUGGUAGAAUAUUCAUCACUCGCCACAUUUGUAUUCUUUCACUUGGUGUAGAGUUGUUCACAUUUCGAAUUUUCCGAUGAACCAGUAAGGAAAAACUGGCAUGUAAAUAAUAAUACUUGAGUUAAUGAUGUUUUCAUCUGUGUAACACAAGCAUUUUGGUUUUCAUUCUGUUGCUUCUUGUACAUACAAUGUAGUAAAGUUAUUAUCUAGUCCCAAGGUUUGUUCCAAUUAAAACAGCUAUUUAAAAAUUGAGACAAUGUUUUUCUUUUACAUUAAAACUGUUUAUUGAUCCAAAAAUUGUUUCCAUGUGAUACAUUUAUGAACCAAAAAAUACUAGCAUCUUAUUUAGUCACUGCCAAAAGUUGGUUGUCUACGUUAGUAUGUACGUGACCUCCACAUUGUGUGGCUGAUGUUACACUUACAGACUGAGGCUCUAGUAAAACAGCACAUUCCUUGUUUUGACAUUCUUUCUAUGAGAAUUAAAUAAUUUACUGAAAGUUUUUUUAAUAAAACCAUUUUUAUUAAA